AUGGUCAUUGUGGUUGCAUCAAAUGCUUUGAAGUGUAAAAUGUUUCCUUCUACUCUCAAAAAUUCAGCAAUGACUUGGUUUACCACGCUUCCACCGCGUUCAAUUGCUGGAUUUAUGGAUUUAUCCGCGAAGUUUUUGUCGCAAUUCUCAACUAGCCGCGCCCAGAAGGUGACUCAUGCAGCUUUAUUCAACGUGCAGCAAAGGCCCAAUGAAAGUCUUCAAUCUUUCAUGGGGUGUUUCAAUCAAUUAUCGGUUCAUUUGGAGGAUAAGAUGCCAGAAAUUUGCAUAGCAGCUUUUGAACUGGGACUUCAAUUAGGAAGCUUGAACAGCAGUUUAAGUCGUAAGCCCGUGGAAACGAUGGCGGAACUGCGAAGUCGGGUACAAGGUUUCAUUCGGGAGGAGCAAAGUGAUCGCAUCAAGAAAAACCGCAAGAAUGCAGCGGUUACCGGCCAACAGCAGCAAUCGGAUUCAAAGAAGGCGACGGUUAAUGAUCCGCGUUCGGGCGAAGCGGUUACUAAAGGAGAGAGAAAUUAUAAUAGUUCAAAUCGUUUUGAUAACCGCUCCAACCUUCGAAAUCGUGUUCAGCCUUAUGGAAAUCGUGGUUAA
This is a messenger RNA of Lotus japonicus, 606 nucleotides long. RefSeq lists its product as uncharacterized. Bases 1 to 606 code for a protein of 201 amino acids. The record is from RefSeq and is a predicted model, not a curated record. The transcript has a single exon. NCBI's taxonomy places the organism in Eukaryota, Viridiplantae, Streptophyta, Magnoliopsida, Fabales, Fabaceae.